Gossypium arboreum is the source of this 1152-nucleotide messenger RNA. RefSeq lists its product as uncharacterized. Lineage: Eukaryota; Viridiplantae; Streptophyta; Magnoliopsida; Malvales; Malvaceae. The transcript is spliced from 4 exons. The coding region runs from base 1 to 1152 and encodes 383 amino acids. The record is from RefSeq and is a predicted model, not a curated record.
AUGAAGUUCUUUGUGACGUUGUACCGAUGCAUGCGGGGCAUUUGUUACUUGGCCGACCAUGGCAAUUUGAUAGACGAGUUCAACACGACGGGUAUACCAACCGGUUUCCAAGACGUUUUUCCGGAAGAAACCCCGAGUGGUCUUCCACCACUUCGUGGAAUCGAGCAUCAAAUUGAUUUUGUGCCGGGAGCGGUUAUUCCAAAUCGACUUGCUUACCGAGCCAAUCCGGAGGAGACCAAGGAGUUGCAAAGACAAGUCAAUGAACUGAUGGAAAAAGGCUACAUUCGUGAAAUCCUAAGUCCCUGUGCUAUUCCCGUAUUAUUGGUACCGAAAAAGGACGGAACAUGGCGCAUGUGCGUGGAUUGCCGAGCCAUUAACAAGAUAACAAUCAAAUACCGUCAUCCCAUUCCUCGCUUAGAUGACAUGUUAGAUGAGCUUAGUGGGGCCAAAGUGUUCUCAAAAAUCGAUUUGAAUAGUGGCUACCACCAAAUUCAGAUACGAGAAGGAGACGAAUGGAAAACAGCAUUCAAGACCAAGCACGGACUAUACGAAUGGUUGGUUAUGCCUUUUGGCCUUACCAACGCUCCAAGUACGUUCAUGAGACUAAUGAACCAUGUCUUAAGGCCUUUAAUAGGAUUUGUGGUUAGUGCGGAUGGUCUCGAGGUAGACCAAGAGAAGAUUAAGGCCAUACGAGAUUGGCCAAGGCCUACGAGCCACAUCAAAGGCCAACAUAAGUUGAACCGACGCCACGCGAAGUGGGUUGAAUACCUUGAGUCGUUUCCAUAUGUCAUCAAAUAUAAGAAAGGUAAAGAUAAUAUCGUGGCUGAUGCGCUUUCAAGAAGGUAUACUCUGUUAUCAUAUUUGGAUUCUAAGAUUCUUGGUUUUACAUUAUUAAAAGAUUCCUAUGUAAACGAUUCCGAUUUUGGAGAGAUAUUUGUUUCUUGUGAGAAAGGUCCUUUUGAAAAUUUUUAUAGGUACGAGGGCUAUCUUUUCCGAGAAGGUAAAUUAUGCAUUCCUUGUGGAUCUUUCCGAGACCUAUUAGUGCAUGAGGCGCAUAGUGGCGGGCUUAUGGGACACUUCGGGGUCAAUAAGACGCUAGCCACUUUCCACGAACAUUUUUAUUGGCCGCGGAUGCGAAAAGACGUGGAGUGA